Messenger RNA from Leptopilina heterotoma, 2188 nucleotides. RefSeq names its product UDP-glucosyltransferase 2-like. The coding region runs from base 174 to 1742 and encodes 522 amino acids. NCBI's taxonomy places the organism in Eukaryota, Metazoa, Arthropoda, Insecta, Hymenoptera, Figitidae. Gene Ontology annotation, molecular function: UDP-glycosyltransferase activity. The transcript is spliced from 5 exons. The record is from RefSeq and is a predicted model, not a curated record.
UGUUUAUUAUAAAUGAACUAGAUACAAAUAAUUGCUUCUGCACUAAAUACUCGUCUACUGAUUAUAUAUUAAUUUAGAAAAGAAAAAUAAUGUCAAUUUGAACAUAAAACAAUAAAAUUAUAUAUAGAAGUGUACCUAAAGUCAAAAGCAAAACGAAUAUUUAAAAAAAUAAAAUGAACUUUUUAUCGAAAUUUUCAAUACUUUUCUUGUUGUAUUCAACAAUAGGAAGUGGUGUAAGUGGAUAUAAGAUUUUAGGCGUAUUUCCUGUAGCCAUAAAGAGUCAUGGAAUUUUUUGUCAAUCAGUAACGAGAGCAUUGGCAAAACAUGGACAUCACGUGGACGUCAUUGUUAUUAAUGAACUGGAAAAUCCACCGGAAAAUUAUACAGUUAUUUAUAAUAUGUUGGAAAUUGUACCAUACAUUAUAACUGACGUGACAUUUGAAUCCUUAGCAACUACGAGUUCAGUUGAAUUUAUAUCUAACGAGGUGGGAAAUUCCGUUUGUGAGUUACUUGCCAACCAAAAAGUGCAAGACAUCAUCAAAAAAUUGAAAAUGAAAGCUGAUUACGAUCUUUUAAUUACUGAGGCCUUUGGAAUGAAUUGCUUUAUGGGUUUGGCGCAACUUCUAAAUAUUCCAUUAGUAACUCUGUCGGCUCAAAAUUUGUAUCCCUGGGUGGAAGAUGCAAUCGGAUAUCCAUCACCAACUGCAACUCAUCCAAUUACUCUUUCUUCUUUAUUAGAAAUUAAUUCUUUCUGGGAUCGUUUGCGAAAUACCAUAGAAAAGCUCACGGGGCAAUAUGAACUUUAUUACAACACGGAGAAAAUACAAACGGAACUUAUAAGGAAACAUAUAAGUCGAGAUUUACCGACUGUUAGCGAAUUGUUAGAAAAUUCGGUUUUGACACUUAGUAACACUCACUUCAGUUUUAAUGGAAUUAAAAACACAAUUCCAGCUUUAGUGGAAGUCGGAGGACUACACAUUUUACAAGAAGAAACCAUGCUGAUCCCUGAAAUGCAAAAAUGGAUGGACGAGAGUAAUCACGGAGUCAUCUACUUUUCACUUGGAACAAUAUUCCGCAUCGACUCGUUGCCAAAUGAAACAAUUCAUGCUUUUUAUUCAGUCAUGAGAAAACUGCAACCUAUUAGAUUUUUAGUUCGAGUCAAAUAUGAAGAUAAUCUUCCCCCUGGAAUUCCAGAAAAUGUUAAAACUCUUCCCUGGAUACCACAAAUUCCAGUUUUAAGACACAAAAAUACCAAAGUUUUUAUAACACACUGUGGUCUUUUGAGUUCAUUCGAGACUAUAUAUUUCGGUGUUCCUGUUAUCGGAAUUCCAAUAGCUGCCGAUCAGUUUAGAAAUUUGGAUACACUGGUGAAAAAAAAUAUGGGAAUGAAAUUAGAUCUGAAUAACAUUACGGAGACAAUUCUCUUUAAUGUAUUGACAGAAAUAUUAAAUAAUUCAUCAUACAAAAAUGCUGCAAAAAUAGCUUCUAAAAUUUUCAAAGAUCGUCCGACGGAUCCAGAGGAGACGACAAUUUACUGGAUCGAAUAUGUCCUGAGAAAUGGAGGAAUUUUGAGAUCUCCAGCUAUAAAUUUGCACUGGAUACAAAAAGAACUUUUAGAUGUUUAUGGAUUUUUAAUAUUUUUACUUAUUUCUUUUUUAUAUAUUGUGAUGAAAAUUAUUCAAAUAGUUGUCAAUUGUAAACUUAAAAACAAAUCUAAAAAAGUGAAAAAGAAAAAUAAUUAAAUAUAAAAUAAUUUCUUCUCUUAAUUUAACUAUUAUGUUUCAAAUAAAGAUCCGAAAAUAACCCCUCUUUCACUUAUUUUAGAACUAAUUUACGUAAUUAUUGUUCCGUUUUAAUUAUUAUUGUUGUAAUUGUCAGUUCCGUACGUAUCUUUAAGAAAUAGAGCAACUUUUAAAGUACCUUUCAGUCGCACAAAUUUGGGAAGCAACUCACCCCUUACUCGGCUUUGUCAAGAGGCUAAUCAUGCUUAAAGUGUAGACUUUUUUAACGUUUCUAAAAGUCGAUUUACGCAGGAGCUUUUUAAACACUUAAAUAGCAAAACUUGACUAACUUUGUUAAAUUUUCAUCCACGUUUUUGUUAUUGAUUGAGUAAUAUUUACAGCGCUACUUUUGUAAUGAAUAUAUGUUUCUUUUUUUCCUUUUCUCUAUGAAGGGUAUGAUUUUGUAA